Oreochromis aureus is the source of this 4893-nucleotide messenger RNA. RefSeq names its product v-rel avian reticuloendotheliosis viral oncogene homolog B (gene relb). The transcript has 11 exons. Gene Ontology annotation, molecular function: RNA polymerase II cis-regulatory region sequence-specific DNA binding; DNA-binding transcription factor activity, RNA polymerase II-specific. Bases 946 to 2721 code for a protein of 591 amino acids. NCBI's taxonomy places the organism in Eukaryota, Metazoa, Chordata, Actinopteri, Cichliformes, Cichlidae. The record is from RefSeq and is a predicted model, not a curated record. Gene Ontology annotation, cellular component: cytoplasm. Gene Ontology annotation, biological process: non-canonical NF-kappaB signal transduction; canonical NF-kappaB signal transduction; inflammatory response.
UGAGUCACUGCUUCCCCUAAAAGGCCCCGCUUUCGAUUUCCAUUUCCUUUAAAUCGUCUGUCUUCUGGGCGACCAGCAGGUGUCGCUGCUGCGCUUCGUAAUUUUUCAGCAGUUUGUCAAGAGUUUUUAAGUUGAGAGGAGAAGAGGCGCCGUUUCUAAUGGGAGGGGUUUUUUGUUUUUGUUUUUUUGAAAUUGUAACUUUUACUUUGCACUUAUGAAAUUCCCACUUCUCCCUGAUUGGAGGAACCGGGAGAAGCGUGAUAAAGACAUGAUGUAACCAGGAGAAAUGCCUCAGAGGGCGUGUGGCUGAGAAAGAGCUGGCUUUUUGACUUCUUUGUGCUAAAAAUAGGUGCAUGAGCUCUGGGAUAGAGGCUCAUUUGAAUAGUUAAAAACUGAUUUGCAUAUGCACUGAAGCCGAUAUGAAAACAAGACGAGCCGCCGAUACGUGCGAUCAGUUUACAUACAUAAUAAGCGGGGAAAUCGGCUUUUAAGGGUAAAGGACCUAUUCUGGCCUCAUUAUGAUGCAUUAUGCAAAUCAAUAAAGCGGCAAGGGUUUGAUUAAAAGCUCGGUUCGUGCUGUCGCGGGGGGGGUUUCCCGUCUGUGAGGUGACGUUACGCGCGGAGGGGGAUUUCCACGCGGUCCAGCAGCCAAUCAGCGCGAAGCUUGUCCGAAACACAAAAGCGGAGAUGACUUCGUGUAAGAUAUUUCAACACAUGGCUUCGAGACGGUUUGACACUUCUCCCAGGGAUCAGACAGAAGCUGUGAGCCGCUGUGCAGUCUAACAGGUGGUUUAAGGAGCUGUUUCAGAGUUCAGGACGAAGGUUUGGGCCGAGACGGAAAAAGACCCAGAGUCAUCCGGUUUGGAGACGACUCAAGGAAGGAUUCAAGGACACGACGGUGGAGUUUAAGGUCCUAAAGGUGGUCUUAAAGACUGGACGCAUGCCAUGAUAGACAUGGACAUGGUCAACGGUACCUCUGCAGAGGAGACAACACCCCUUCCCGGGAUUGACCCGCAGGACGACAAUUGUUCGAGCCUCGGCUCUCUAGAUUUCGACCUGAUUCAAGAAUAUAUCGCAGAAAGUGAGCAGGUAGCACCCACCCCAUCUGGACUACCUGGACCACCUCCUCCACCUACUGCCCUCCCCUGCCCCACAAACCAAACCCCACCAAACCCCAUCCACAAACCAACGCAGAUAUCCAAGCCGGUGCUGGUUGCAAGAGGCACCUUGUCUAAGCCAGUCCUCCCUGUCAUGGAUAUGGCAUCGACUCAUCCUUCCUCUGGGCGAGGGUCCUCGUGUUUGCUGAGCCCGAAGAACUCCAGCAUCCCGUCCUCUCAGAACCGGGGCGACACGGACAUUCUGGAGCGUGUUCUGGACAAGCCCAAGCUCGUGAUAGUGGAGGAGCCCAAAGACAGAGGCAUGAGGUUUCGCUAUGAAUGUGAAGGACGCUCGGCGGGCAGCAUCCUGGGGGCAUCCAGCACCCACAGUGAAAAGACCCUGCCUACAAUAGAGAUUCAGGGUUCCAUCGACGGCUUAAAGAGGGUCAACGUCACAGUUUCCUUGGUGACCAAAGACCUCCCACACCGGCCUCACCCCCACUGCCUCGUGGGUAAAGAUUGUCCAAAUGGUACAGGAAUCUGUUUUGUCACAUUCAACCCUCGCAACAACCGACGUCACAGCUUCGCUAACCUCGGUAUUCAGUGUGUGAGGCGGAAAGAGCUGGACAUUUCACUUCAGAAGCGAAGAAGCCUAAAUAUCGACCCAUUUCAGACCGGGCAUUCGAAGGGUAUUGAAGACAUGGACAUGAAUUCAGUGCGUCUGUGCUUUCAGUGCGAGCUCGAGUGGCAGGACGGCAGGAAAGACCACCUCAGCCCGGUGGUUUCGAAGCCCAUUUAUGACAAGAAGGCAACAACUACAUCACAGCUGAAGAUCACCCAUUUGAACCUGUAUGAAGGUCCCUGCACCGGCAAGACGGAGGUCUACAUGUUAUGUGACAAAGUGCAGAAAGACGACAUAGAGAUCAUCUUCAGGCGAGGGUCGUGGAAGGCGAACGGGGAGUUUGCCCAGACAGAUGUGCACCGACAGAUCGCCAUCGUGUUUAAGACUCCGCCCUACGAGGACCAAGACAUCACAGAGGAAGUGGAAGUCAACCUGGCCCUGCGUCGCAUCUCAGACCAGAUGGAGAGCGAGCCCAUUACAUUCAAGUACCUGCCUCGCAAUCCAGACCCGUACGAGGUGAAGCGUAAGACAAGGUUAAAGUCCGAGGUGAACCUCACGGAGAAGCCCUGUGUGACAGCCAAGAGCGCACCUGCGUCAGAUCAGGUCAUCCAGUUCCUCCCAGAGGCCCAAAACAUGAUGUCGCCACAAGAGCGGUCGCACCCUGUCUUGCCCGGCAUCCCCGCUGCGGCGGAACCGCAUUACUGCAAUCCAAUCGAUUCAAACACCGAAGAGGCAGCCAUUUACAACCAGUUGGUAGACAUGCCUGAAUUUUGGGAGGUCUUCAAUAACCCGAACUUCACCUCGCUCGUGCCUGGUAACUUGGACAUCACUGCCUCCACCUUUGCUAACGUGGAUAUGAACUUCAACCAGAACUCUGGCUUCCCCCAGGACUUUUCCCAUUACAGUGACUUGCAAUUCAACAUGCUCGUCAGCGAGAGCCAGAACCCGCAGUUGGAGCCGCAGGAUGGCACGGUUCAGGUGAAAACGGAAGAGGAACUAUGAGGAUCGUGUAGCACCGUUUACAGCUGUUUCUGUUUCUGUCAUCUUUUAACAUUUCCUUGCUGACAGUUUUGUCACUGUCAUGUGUGCACAUUAAGCUAGUUUCCCCUUGUUUCUAGAACUUGUGCUAAGCUAAACAAGCUAUCGCCUGCUUUGUAUUUCGUAUGAGACUGGUACUGAUUAGCGCAGCAGAAAACUGAAACCAUCCUUCAAAAGUGGAUACAAGUACCAAAAUACAUAUGAUUGUCUCUCUGGAGUCAAAAAAAAUCCCAUCAGCCACUUGAACUUUCAUCACUGAAUAUCAUCCAUUUAAUACAUUUCAGAGGUUUUCUCUUGAUUUUUAAUGGAUUUGACUUUGAGUCAAAGGUAUAACUCCGACUUAAGCAAAAUAAUUGCAUUGACACAUGUUACAUGCUGCUCCGAUGGUCUGAUGACAGUUAAGGCUGCGCAUAGCUCUGCAGGCCGAGAGAUUCCACUUUUACCCCUUUGAUGGCACUGGUUCAAAGCUCCUUUAUCCUCGGCUCAGCGCUCUCAUGCUGGCACACUUAUCCAGUUCAUUCCAGACAAUGGGUGUGAGGUGGGGCACGCCAUUUACCAUCACACCACUUUAGAAUCGCCGGUUAACCUGACACGCAUGACUCUGGAGAGUUUAAACCUAACCAAGGAGACCCAUGCACCACUGCGCUGCUAAGCUGUUUGUUUUAUUGGCUUACUCAUGUAACCAACCUAAAUACACCAAGUUAGUCAGUACUGAACCCUUAAGCUAAGUUUCACACCGGUGUCUGAUCUUCUGUGAGAACUUACAAUCAGUUUGUUUUUUGUUUUUUUCCAUCUGAGUGUUUUCUGUCUGAGCUGGCACUCAAAGCAGUUUUGUAAGCUACACACACACACACACACAUGCAUGCAUACACACACACAGAUACCAAUGGUGAGGCUGUGGCCUCUUUCAGCAGGAUAAACACCUUGCCACAAGUAAAAAAAGGUUCAGGAACAUUUUGAGCCAUUGACUUGGCCUCCAGAUUUCCCAGACCUCAGUCUAAUCGAGCAUCUGUGGGACCUGCUGGACAAACAAGGAGACCCCACCUCCGAACUUACCAGGGGUCGAGUGGGGUCUGCGCCUCAAUGGGUCAGGGCUAUUUUGGCAGCAAAAGGGGAACCAACACAGCAUUAGGCAGGUGGUUAUAAUAUUAGGCCUGAUCAGCAAGCUGUUUGUUCAGCUUUUUCAGUUCGUUCACUUUUCAUUAGCACACAGGAACCUCCCACUGCCAGUCCCCUAUGAGGGCCUUCCCCAAAACGCAGCCUCAAUUGAUGCUUGUGUCGUCUGUCAUUAUCAACUUGAAAUGCUGUCAAAUGUAAACUAGUGAAUAUAAAAAUAACAAACACUUCGAGUAUCUUGAAUCAUAGAAGAAUAUACGUCGCAUUUUUGGUGCUUGUAUCCACUUGUGAACAAUCUUCAUGUACUGAGUUAUCUGCUGCACUUGCUCUGCUAGAGUGCAAAACCAAUAUGGAGCAGAGGGCCUUCUUUCCUGCUGCUGCUGCUUUGCACUUUGGGCUUGUAGACUGUUUUGGUUUCACACCUCUGCGACGUUGCCCUGUAUUUAACCUCGUAACCUUUUAUCCUUAGCUCCUGAAGCCUUGCUGGUCAAGUCUUCGGGAGCAAGUUAGCAUUCCUUAUUUUCCAUAAAUGCUGCAAGCAUUAAUUUAAGGCUUACAGUCAGUGUGGAGUUUAAAAGGAGAACUCAAACUUCUCCACAAAAGCUGUAAACUUCCAUAAUUGCAGUCUUUUUUAGUUACGAGGUGAGACUAAAAUGCCACGUUUUAAAUGUUUGUGCAAGAUUUGUUUUGUUUGCUUAGCUGAAGCUGCCGGCAGCAUAAAAGGGUUUUUUUUUAUCACCAAAAGUCUCAAGUACAGUGGUUGGAGAUCAAUUCUUCUUUGUCUCUGUCUGUUAUUGCUCUCUGUUGGCCGUCACAGCCGCUGGCUUGUUUAAUAUUUAAUCAACAUAAAUGUAAUAGAAAACAGCCCUUUUCCUAGUCCUGGCUUUCUUUGUGUCAGUUCCUUUUGUUUGUCAGUUUCGCUCUCGUGCUAAGCAUUUGAAUUUCCAAUCGCACCUUAUCACAUGUCUGCCCACUCAGUGUAGUGCAGUAGUCGGAAAAAAAUAAAAUGUCUGUGUGUAA